GAAUAUGCAAACGUAACUCGUAGGCACCUGUAAUUCUAACAUCUAGGCAGCUACUUGACGAUUUCUAUUUAAGAAGCAGAAAUAAUACUCUCAUUGAUUACUAGUUUUCACCUCGAAAAACAAACAAACCAGAAAGCUAUCUACAUAAUACAUAGAGUCUUACACCUAACAGACCGACCCAAACAAACGACAAUGCCGGCCCCAUCACCCCUCACCAUCGCGACUCAGUCCGUACAGCGGCUCGUCAAGGAAGAAAAGUACUACCGGAAGGAGCUCACGCAGCAGUCGGAGCGCGUCAAGAAGCUCGAGGCAGACCUGAAAGCGGGGGGUGAAGACGCAGAUAGCAAUGCCGGGUUUGUCCUAAAGCAGGAGCAAAAAGCCGUAGACGAGACCCGAGCUGUCUUCGCCCCGCUAAACAAGCGCAUCGAAGAGGCCGUCCAACGACUCGAGGAGCAGAUCGCAGCAGCCGAGAGCGAGAACGCGCCUGCCGACGAACUAAACAAGGCUAAGGAAGCGCUGGAACUGGGCAAGUCGGUUGAGGAACCACCUGUUGUUGCGUGAAGAAGAAGAAGAAGAGCUGUCUGAGGGAGGCAGGCAAACUUAUGGACUAUGACACGAGCGUGUAGGAUUACGAAGAAGAAGGACGAAUUAAUAUAAUACAGUGAUACCACGAUUCCUACCAAGAUAGAGCCAUACAUAGAAGCUCGUCUUAUAUUAUUGUCCUUGAGAGGUGCAUCUACCCGAGUAGUAGGUACAAAAUCGAUAAUCCAUCAUCCAUC
This is a messenger RNA of Daldinia vernicosa, 779 nucleotides long. RefSeq names its product tubulin binding cofactor A. Gene Ontology annotation, biological process: post-chaperonin tubulin folding pathway; tubulin complex assembly. Gene Ontology annotation, cellular component: cytosol; microtubule cytoskeleton. The coding region runs from base 193 to 561 and encodes 122 amino acids. The record is from RefSeq and is a predicted model, not a curated record. Gene Ontology annotation, molecular function: beta-tubulin binding. Lineage: Eukaryota; Fungi; Ascomycota; Sordariomycetes; Xylariales; Hypoxylaceae. The transcript is spliced from 2 exons.